Danio rerio (zebrafish) is the source of this 954-nucleotide messenger RNA. The record is from RefSeq and is a predicted model, not a curated record. Lineage: Eukaryota; Metazoa; Chordata; Actinopteri; Cypriniformes; Danionidae.
CAGUGUAAAGCAGGAGACUGGAGGUGUGUAUAAAUAUCAGUGUGUCGCGCGGGCUGUCUUAUGAACUCGUGCCGCGCACCAGCAGCCUGCAGUCCGCACUGUUUCCGUGGAGCUGACGGCGACCUGCUCACGCCACAGGUGAGGUGCCUUUACUCUCUGGACCAAACCACCAGUGCUGAAAAUGAAGAUCUGUGUUGCUUUUGUUGUAGUAGCUGUUCUUCACAUCGCUCAGGCUGUUUGUCCAGAUCAGUGGCCUGGUCUUCAACCCUGGACGCCGGGUCACAAUGAAGCCCACAGAGUCACCAUCGGACACGGCCGCAGGGUCGUCCUCACCUCAUCUGCAACAGUCCAUUCCAUCGAGAUCCUCAACGGAGGGAAGCUUGUGAUCGCUGAUUCCGGUCGGCCCAUUUUACUGCGGGCCAAGCACAUUCUCAUCGGGAACAAGGGCGAACUCCACAUCGGCAGUCCAGAAUGCCCUUACAAAGGCAACCUCACCAUCUCUCUCUUUGGCAGGUCUGACGACAGUGAGGUCGAACACAGCUAUUUUGGCCGAAAGUACGUUGGCGUCGGAACCGGAGGAACCUUAGAGAUUCACGGAGACAAGAAGCUGUCAUGGACUUUCCUGAACAAAACCCUGCAUCCGGGGCAGGGAAAUGAGAACAGCUACCAUUUCGAGAGGAGCUGGGGAAACAGAGGCAUCAUCGUUCACAUCAUCAACCCCAACACCGGAGACGUGCUUCACACCGACAGAUUUGACACAUAUAGGAGCAAGGACGAGAGCAGACGGCUGGCCCAGUACGUAGACGAGGUUGAAACCGGGCAGAUCUUGGCUAUGGUGGUUAAUGACGAAGGAUCCAACAACCUGGAGGAUCUGGCUAAAAAGGCUCUCUCUAAGCUGGGGAGCCGGCACUUCCAUCGACUCGGUUUCCGGUAAUCUGCCCCAUUUCCAAUGCC